This is a messenger RNA of Chrysochloris asiatica (Cape golden mole), 2445 nucleotides long. It is a transcript of the gene PROM1, whose product is annotated as prominin 1. NCBI's taxonomy places the organism in Eukaryota, Metazoa, Chordata, Mammalia, Afrosoricida, Chrysochloridae. Gene Ontology annotation, cellular component: apical plasma membrane; microvillus; cell surface. Gene Ontology annotation, molecular function: cholesterol binding. The record is from RefSeq and is a predicted model, not a curated record. The coding region runs from base 1 to 2445 and encodes 814 amino acids. The transcript has 24 exons.
AUGCCUCUUGUCCUUGUCUACCUACUGCUACUGGGCUUGUGUGGGACCACUGUCUCAGCAGGGCGGCCUUCACCCACACAGAAUUCUCAGGACCUGAAUUUUGACUUGCCAGCAGUGAACUAUGAGACCAGUAGCUCCCAUAGUUCAGGGUCCAUUGGGGUGCUCUUUCGAAUGGUGCAUGCUUUUCUCCAUGUGGUCCAGCCCCACGCUUUUCCUGAAGAUACUGUCAGAAAAGUUAUACAAAAGCAGUUUGACCUCUCCACGGAUUAUAAGGAGCCAGAAAAUGUGGUCUUGGCUCUGAAGGUGGUCUACUAUGAAAUUGGCUUCCUUGUCUGUGCCACCCUGGGACUUCUCUUUGUUAUUCUGAUGCCUCUGGUGGGGUGCUGCUUCUGCAUGUGCCGCUGCUGUAACAACUGUGGUGGAGAAAUGCAUCAGCGGCAGAAGAAAAACGGGCCCUUCCUGAAGAAGUGCCUCUCCAUCUCCCUCUUGGUGAUUUGUAUAUUGAUAAGCAUUGGCAUCAUCUGUGGUUUCCUGGCCAACCAUCAUCUCAGGACCCGCAUCAGAGGGGCUCGCCGACUAUCAGACAGCAAUUUGAAAGACUUACAGACAUUCCUGAAUGAAACUCCAGUGCAAAUCAACUAUGUCUUGAACGAGUACAAUACCGCUAAGGAUAGAGUCAUCUUGGAUCUGAACAAUAUUAAACCUUUGCUAGGAGGCAAAAUUCAUACCCGUCUAAGCUCUAAAGUGACCCCUGUUUUUGGUGACAUCAAGACCGUGGCACAAGUCAUCAAAAACACCAAAGAGGCCCUGGAGAACAUGAACAACACAUUGAAGGAACUGAAAAAAGGAGCUGCAAAUCUGAAUGCAAGUUUGAGCAACAUCAAGAGCGACCUGGAGAACUCGCUCAAUGACCCCAUGUGCUUCCAAGGUGAGGUGAACGAGACCUGCAACAACAUCAGAAACUCACUUGGCCAGUUAGACAGCAACACCAACCUGGAGCAGCUCCCGUCUGUGGAGGAUCAGCUCAACAGCGUUAACGAUGUGCUGAGAACAGAUUUGGCCGGCUUGGUUGAGCAGGGCAAUAAAUCCUUUAACGAUAUACCCGAGAUGGUGCAAAACCAAACCAAGAACAUCGUAUCAGAUGUCAGAAGGGUCUUGGAUUCCAUUGGUUCAAAUAUCUCAAAUGUUACCAAUCAGGUCCCUAUACAGGACACAUUAUCACAUUUCAUGGGUUAUAUUAAUGAAACGGAAAGUUACAUCCACCACUAUUUGCUCACAGUGGAAGACUAUGACUCUUACAGGUGGCUGGGCUGCUUGGUUGUCUGUUGCCUGCUGACCCUCAUUGUGACAUUUUACUUCCUGGGGUUACUGUGUGGCAUUUGUGGCUAUGACAAGCACGCCACUCCAACCACCAGGGGCUGCGUCUCCAACACCGGAGGCAUCUUCCUCAUGGCAGGAGUUGGAAUAAGCUUCCUUGUUUGCUGGCUCUUGAUGAUCAUCGUGAUUCUUACCUUUUUCCUUGGUGGGAAUGUUGAAAAAUUAGUCUGCGAACCUUAUCAGAACAGAAAGUUGUUCCAGAUUUUGGACACCCCAUACUUACUCAAUGAGGAAUGGCAGUAUUUUCUCUCUGGUUUAAUAUUUAGGAAUGCAUCUAUCAAUCUCACUUUUGAAAAUGUUUACAGUGAUUGCCAAGAUGAUAAAGGCAUUUAUACCUCCUUUAAGCUUGAGAACCGCUUCAAUAUCAGUGAGCAUCUCAACAGUCAAAAGUACACCCAAGACUUAAGCAAGGAAUUUGCGAACCUGAACAUCAAGCUUGAUAACAUAGUUCUGCUAGAUGAUGCAGGGAAACAAAACCUGCAGCAGUUCGGUGCCACGGGAAUCCACGAGCUAGACUAUGACGCUUACCUGGCGGAGGCCAAUAAAACCCUCACCAAAGUGAAUCUUGGAUCAUUUGCUGAUAAUUUAGAGAAAACAGCAAAGCGUUUGGUGAAAUUGAAAAAUAUCAUCUUCAAUCUGGACUCUGCUCAAAACUUCAUCAAAUACAACGUGUCUACUGUAAUUAUGGAAGAAAGCAAGAUCUAUGCGAAUACAAUAAUCGGAUACUUUGAACGUUAUGUGCAGUGGCUCAAAGACUCUAAUUUGUAUUGGUUUGGCAUAGGAAAAGCUACCGUGUUGUUACUUCCGGCUCUAAUCAUUGCUGUCAAACUGGCCAAGUACUAUCGUCAGAUGGAGUCGGAGGAUGUGUACGAGGAUGUUGAAACUGUACCCAUGAAAAAUAUGGAAUAUGGUAAUAAUGGUUAUCAUAAAGAUCACUUAUAUGGUAUUCACAAUCCUGUUAUGACAAGAGCCCUUGGCUUGCAUCUGCUGCAAGCCUGCACGUUCACGCUACCUUCUAGGAUUACACAGGUCCUGAAGCCUCAGAACCAGGUUCCCGCCAAGUUAUAA